AUGAGUGGUAGUAGUAUGUCACUGCCUCUGGCCGUGGUGCUGGUGCUCCUAUCUGUGCUGCUGGCUGGAUCCAGCCAUGCAGGACCUGAGAUGGACCCAUACAAAACCCUAGGAGUAACCAGGAUCGCAAGCCAGGCAGAGAUCAAGAAGGUUUAUAAGCGUCUUGCAAAAGAAUGGCAUCCUGACAAAAACAAAAAUCCAGGCGCUGAGGACAUGUUUAUUAGGAUUACCAAAUCCUAUGAAAUCCUGUCCAACGAGGACAAACGAGCCAUUUACGACCGCUACGGGCAAACGGACGACAGCCAGCCAUACGGCGGCGGUCGCUACGGCCAGCGCCAAGACAGCUUCUACUUUGAUGAAUCCUUCUUCAACUUCCCGUUCAACAGCAAGACCCACAGAGAUUUUGGUGACAGCAGGUUCGCGCUGCACUUCAACCAGUAUGUCAACGAGUUGGUGCCGGACAGCUACAGGAGGCCCUACCUGAUAAAGAUCACCUCUGACUGGUGCUUCAGCUGCAUCCAUAUUGAGCCAGUCUGGAAGGAGGUGGUGCAGGAGAUGGAGAGUCUAGGUGUUGGAAUUGGCGUGGUUGAUGUUGGCUAUGAGAGGCGGUUAGCUAAUCACCUCGGGGCUCACCGCACCCCGUCCAUACUUGGCGUUAUUAAUGGCAAAGUGACGUUUUUCCAUUUUGCCGUAGCAAAGGAACACCUCAGGCAAUUUGUUGAAGACCUUCUUCCUCAAAAACUCGUGGAUCGGGUCACUGACAAAAACGAGCAGCAGUUUUUGAACAGCUGGCACGAUCUCAACAAGCCGCACGUGCUUCUGUUUGACCAAGUGCCCUCGGUUCCUCUGCUGUACAAACUGGCAGCUUUUGCUUACAAGGACUACUUGCAGUUUGGUUAUGUGGAUCAGGGUCUUUUAGAGACUGCUGACCUACAGAAACGCUUUAACAUCAACACCUACGCUCCGACCGUGCUGGUGUUUAAGGAGAACAUCAGCAAACCGGCUGAUAUUAUACAGGCCAAAGGAAUGAAAAAACAAAUCAUUGACGAGUUCAUGUCAAACAACAAGUUCCUCCUGGCGCCGCGGCUCGUCAAUCAGAAGUUCUUUGACGAGCUCUGUCCGGUCAAACAGUUUCACCGGCGCAGGAAGUACUGCGUCCUGCUGAUCACAGGCGAUGAGGAGACUUUUUCUUCUGGGAAUCAGGCGUUUCUCUCGUUUGCAUCUUUCAACACCAAGGAGGUUGUGAGGUUUGCGUACGUGUACCAGCGGCUGCAGCAACCACUUUGUGACGUCCUCAUGGACAGCAAGGACGGCUCACUGUCAACACCACAGGUGGUGAUCCUGGAGAGGCGUAACGCAGCUGGGAAGACAUUGUUCAAACCGGUUACCAGCUGGGACGGCAGCGAGGAAGACAGGCAGCGUCUUCAGGCGGAGCUGGAGCGUCUUCAGAAGGACCCGUCCAUCCUCGUGCACGACGCGGUGCUGCCUGAACUCAACGACGAGUUUGCCUCGAUAUUUGUUAUCCGGUGGGUCUACGCUUCAUAUGAUUACCUCUCUGAAGUCGUUGAUGAUAUUCUCCAUAACAACUGGCGAGAGAUGAUGCCUCUUCUGUCCCUCAUCUUCUCUGCUUUGUUCAUCUUGUUUGGGACGGUGGUCAUCCAGGCCUUCAGUGACUCAAGUGAUGAAAAACAAGUGAAACCAACAUCAAAAGAAGCAGAAAAUGGAUCCUCUGAGACCAUCAGUACCUCGAGUCGGCCUCCUAAAAAGAAUUUUGUGGAGGUGACGGAGCUGACGGACAUCACCUACAUGAGCAACCUGGUGAAGCUGAGGCCAGGACACAUGAACAUAGUCCUCGUUCUCACCGACGCCUCCAAGAACCUCCUUCUGAGCAAGUUCGCCAAGGAGGUCUACUCCUUCACGGGGAGUCUGACGCUGCACUUCUCCUUCCUGAACCUGGACAAGCACAGCAAGUGGAUGAGCACGCUGCUGGAAUAUGCUCAGGACGUCGCGCAGAUCGACACAGACGAAGACGACGGCGGUAACCGGAGGAGAGACUUCACCGGCUACGUGCUCGCCCUGAACGGCCACAAAAAGUACCUGUGUCUGUUCAAGCCCGUCUACACCGGGGAAGACCAUGACAGUAAGUCGUCCGAGGAUGAGGGGGGGCCAUCUGGGGGGAAGUUGAGAUCCAGCUCCCGUGACAAUCACCCAGCGCGUAAAACGAACCGCUCCCGCAGCUCCUCCACCCUGCACAUCCACCACAAACUGGACCGCCUGGGCUUGUGGAUGGAGAGGCUGAUGGAAGGUACUUUGCCUCGUUACUACAUCCCAGCCUGGCCGGGACUCGACAAGAUCACCGCAAAUAAAUAGACCAAUGAAGAAGAACUUUGUAUUGGUCUCCUGUCAGUUGAAAACAAUUUUGUCAUGAAAAUUAGGACAAAAGUUGUCUUUUUUUACUAUUUGGGACAUUUGA
Nematolebias whitei (Rio pearlfish) is the source of this 2473-nucleotide messenger RNA. RefSeq names its product dnaJ homolog subfamily C member 16-like. The transcript is spliced from 15 exons. The record is from RefSeq and is a predicted model, not a curated record. Lineage: Eukaryota; Metazoa; Chordata; Actinopteri; Cyprinodontiformes; Rivulidae. The coding region runs from base 1 to 2370 and encodes 789 amino acids.